AUUUUAAGCCUGCUUGGUACCCUUUAGGAGCACAAGCAGGAAAGGCCAAUAGCAAAGCCUCACUCAGUUCCUCCAUAUCGACAUCUACAAGAAGCCAUGGUGCCCAUCGUCAAAGUCUAGCAAAUAAUUCCUUCUUCGUCCAAUCCUAGCGCAACAUCUUCACCCCUGAGUGUCACACAACCAUGGACGAGAACGGACAGAUACCUAACUUCUACUUCGGCGCCAACGCCCUCGUCAGCCCUCCUGGCAAUAAUGUUGCCAUUGGCUCGGUUUCUUACGAUCAUGACAGCGUCAUGCGGGAUAUCCAGCCAAUUACCAACCAUUCUCCACUUGCGCUGUCAAGUGUAGAAAGGUAAGGUUUUUUUUUGCUGCUGAUAUAUUGCUUGGCGGUGUUGCAUGGCGGAUGUGUAGUAUUUCACUUUGCAUCGAGUGUCACGACAUAUUCUCGAACACGACACAGCUUAACAAGCACGCCAAAGAUUCUUCUCACAAAUCACACGGCUACAUCUGUGGAGCUCAAUUCAGCCGACUGGACGCCCUCAAAAGACACGUUAACGCUAAGCUCAGGAACACCGCCUCGUAUCCCUGCGAAUACUGCAAGCGUCACCAGGGGGCCAAUGGCUUUCACCGUCUCGACCACCUGGUCCAGCACUUGAAAGGGUUCCACAAAUUUGAUGUUGAGGAUAAGCUACCGAAGAAGAGGACGGGCGGUCUCUCUAUCACUGCUUCUUCUUCAGCUGCCUUUAUUCCCGGGGGCGCAACCUUGACUGGCGCUGGAAACAGUAGCCUCGUUUCGAUGCCUCAGGUCCCCCCUUUUCCCUGCACCGUCACCGGCUGCAUCAAAGGGGGUGCAAACGGCUAUGUUCGUGAGGUAGACCUGCUCGAGCACCAGAGCAUGAUGCAUUCGUUUAUGGUCCAGGGCGACAUGCAGUUCCAUCAGCAAGAUGGUUUCUUCCAGUUCCAAUUCUGAUGCCGGGUACCAAGGCAAUGGUUCUGCCUUCGGGGAUAUAUUUGGACUUCUGAGAUGCCACCUCUGGGGACUGGUUACAAUAAACAUACACAUGCUUUCUGAGAAGUUAUGAAGAGGAUGGAUUAGAUAGGUAGCGAUAGCAACACGACA
Messenger RNA from Daldinia caldariorum, 1120 nucleotides. RefSeq lists its product as uncharacterized. The record is from RefSeq and is a predicted model, not a curated record. NCBI's taxonomy places the organism in Eukaryota, Fungi, Ascomycota, Sordariomycetes, Xylariales, Hypoxylaceae. The coding region runs from base 404 to 970 and encodes 188 amino acids. The transcript has a single exon.